AUGUCUUUUGGCCCAUUUAAGGAUCUGCACAACAUUUUUCGUUUGGUGGAGGCUAUUUUCUGUACACUGGCAGCCUGUCUGUCAUCUGCACCCAGGCAAUCGUAUGGUGCUUGGUGCUUGUUCACCUGGGUUUUCUGCCUUUCGGUCUCUUUGUUCAUCCUUGUAAUGGAGAUCAUGAGCUGGUACCUUCUGCUAAUGGCAAUCUUACCCAAUUGGAAAGACUUCACCUGUGGCAUGACCAUGCUGUGCUCACUCAUGAUUUCUUCAGCCUCCUUCAUUUUCUUAGUUCAUUUCACCUGCAUGUCAUGCAUUACAGCCAUCUUCUGCACAAUCUUCUCCCUGGCAGCCAUGGGAACCUACAUGGUGGAUGCUGUGAUGGCCAAACGCAACCGUCCUGAAGGCUACCUGUCCACUCUGCCAGGGUUCGUCAGGGUCAGUGAGGCAUUCGUGGCCUGCAUCAUCUUUGCUGCCUACACCAGCUAUUUCCAAGGUGUGGGGCCAAGCUAUAGGCCAGGUGCUAUGAUCUGGUGCAUCAUAGUGUACGGCAUCUGCUUCCUUGUCACUGUGGUCAUCAUACUUUUCAGACUGAUCAAGUUCCUCUCCCUUUUGUGCUCCAUGCUGGAUAUAGUUGAAUUAGUGUUCAAUAUCUUGGCGGUGCUGUUGUACCUGUCUACUGCUAUUGUGUGGCCCCUGUACACCUACCAACACUACCGAAGCUACCAUCCACCUGACUGCAGCUACUGCCGACUGGAUGACCUGGUCGUGGUUACCGUCAUGACCAUCGGUAAUCUCAUUCUUUACAUAGUGGACCUGGUUUAUAGCAUUCUGGCAAUAGUUAAUCGCAUAUGA
Megalops cyprinoides (Indo-Pacific tarpon) is the source of this 849-nucleotide messenger RNA. Its product is annotated as myeloid-associated differentiation marker-like protein 2. Lineage: Eukaryota; Metazoa; Chordata; Actinopteri; Elopiformes; Megalopidae. The transcript has a single exon. Gene Ontology annotation, cellular component: membrane. Bases 1 to 849 code for a protein of 282 amino acids. The record is from RefSeq and is a predicted model, not a curated record.